CAGCUAGGCAACUUUAUCUUUGAUAAUGGUUCACGCAUUUUCUAAUAAUAUGGGGUGUAAUAAUAUUAUUAGGUUUUUUGUAAUUGCGAUCACAGUUCUCAAUGUGUGUUUUUGCUCUGAAAGCAGAAGGUCAUCAAGACUUUCCACAUCUUCAAGAGCACAGUUGAAUGUAGAACUCUAUACAGGACCAGAGACGAUUCUUUCAAAACAGAUAAGCUAUGAAGGCGUUAGUUUGAUUAUUGGAUCCAACUAUGAGCGUGAAUUGAAAACUUCAGAACCAAUUUACAAAUGUAUUCUUACUGAUUUACCUGAGUGGUACACAGGACCCGAACUUCUGGAACGUCCUAGAAGCUAUAGAAUGAAUCCAAGUGAAGAAAGGUCAUCAGAACAUGUUUCAGAUUAUUUUUCUCAUUUCUUCAGAGAAUUUUGGCUGUGUAGAGAUCCAACCAAUGCGAACCAACCCGUAUUCUACAAAGUGGUUAACCAGUUGAUAAGUGUAAGAGAUAUUUUUGAAAUAAAAUACUAUCCUUACAUUGAAGUGGCUACUGUCGACUAUUUGGGAUCCAAUAAAAACAGCGCCAAAAUUAAAGAAAUUAAGUUCAUCUACAAAGAUGGAGGAAGGUUUUAUAAUCUCAAAUUUGGUGAGUAA
Molecule: messenger RNA, 649 nt
Organism: Nilaparvata lugens (brown planthopper)
Lineage: Eukaryota; Metazoa; Arthropoda; Insecta; Hemiptera; Delphacidae
Exons: 4
Coding region: 26-649 (207 amino acids)
Source: RefSeq, a predicted model, not a curated record